AUGGGACGUCGUAUAAGAGUACAGCGUAAGGGACGUGGAAGUGUAUUCAAAUCUCAUAGCAAGCAUCGUAAGGGACCAGCAAAGCUUCGACCAGUAGAUUAUUCAGAACGACAUGGAUACCUCAAAGGAGUAGUGAAAAAUAUAAUACACGAUCCAGGCCGUGGAGCUCCACUUGCCAUUGUCCAGUUCCGUGACCCUUAUAGGUAUAAAACCCAUAAGGUAACGAUGAUUGCUGCUGAAGGCAUGCACACCGGUCAAUUCAUUUACUGUGGGAAGAAAGCACAAGUUCAAGUGGGAAAUGUAUUACCAUUGUCUGAAUUACCGGAAGGCACAAUCGUUUGUAAUCUAGAAGAGAAAACAGGAGACAGGGGUCGACUGGCACGCACGUCAGGUAACUAUGCCACAGUUAUCGCUCACAAUCCCGACACAAAGAGAACUAGGAUUAGACUUCCAUCGGGAGCCAAGAAAGUUUUACAGUCUUCAAAUCGUGCAAUGAUAGGAAUCGUUGCUGGAGGCGGUAGGACGGAUAAGCCUUUGUUAAAAGCUGGAAGGGCAUACCAUAAAUAUAAGGCUAAGCGUAACUGCUGGCCAGUUGUGCGUGGUGUGGCCAUGAAUCCUGUUGAGCAUCCUCACGGUGGUGGUAAUCACCAGCACAUUGGUCACCCGUCAACAGUCAAGAGAGGCACUAGUGCCGGACGUAAAGUUGGCCUGAUUGCUGCUCGUAGAACUGGUAGGAUUCGUGGUGGCAAGCCAGAAAAACAUGGAAAGGAAGAAGCUGUUUAA
Enterobius vermicularis (human pinworm) is the source of this 783-nucleotide messenger RNA. The record is from the annotation of a GenBank genome assembly. NCBI's taxonomy places the organism in Eukaryota, Metazoa, Nematoda, Chromadorea, Rhabditida, Oxyuridae.